AUGGCGGAUGACCCUGGUGGUGGGGAGCCAUCACGGUUGUUCGGAUCUAGAUUUGGCCAACUAGCAGAUAUCGUUGACUAUGAAACAAAGAAACGACCUUCGACAGGAACGACGCCGAAACAGAAGAAACGCGGAAUUUCCAGAGAUUUAAUUCAGGAAAAACAGUUUUCCAAGGAAGCGCGUAUAGAAGGGAACAAUGGACCGCGUUACUUGAUUCUGACUCGUACAGAUAACGGGGAGACAAUGGAAAAGGUGUCGCCAUUCUUCAUCAAGAAAGCAAUGGAUAGCAUUUCUCUUAAUGUCACAAUCAGUCGGAUGCGAGACGGAAAAUUGUUACUGAAAUCGAUCGACAGACAACAGGCGCAAAAAUUGUUGAAACAAACAAUGUUGGGAGGAAAAUAUGGCAUUAAAGUUGAGGAACACCCAACCCUCAAUUUGACCAAGGGCGUAAUCAAUUGUCGGGAAUUUAUGUUUCUCAAGGACGAAGAAAUCUUGGAAGAACUAAAGACCGAACACGUAAUUAGCAUCAGACGAUUCUCGGAUCGAAUCAAGGACGGAAAAACGAUACGAUCAUCCACGUUCGUAUUAACGUUCAACCUUGGAAAUUUACCUUCAUCGAUCAACGUCGGUUUCUACAACUGUAAAGUGAAACAGUAUGUUCCAUCUCCUUUGAGAUGUUUUAAAUGCCUACACUAUGGACACGACAAAGAACGCUGUAGAGGGAAUCAGAUCUGUGCUAGAUGCGCGAACCUCUACCACGAAGGAGAGUGUUCAACACCAGUAGUGUGUGUGAACUGUCGUCAAAAUCACCACGCUCUCUCAAAAGAAUGUCCCAUAUUCCAAGACGAACUUGAGAUCCAGAAGCUAAGAGUAACUGAGAAAAUCUCUAUCCGUGAAGCCACCCGUAAACGACGACUUCAAGUUCCGCAUCCUAUCCCACACCGAUUGACUAGAAGUUUUGCUGAUGUUACCCAACACAUGGUCACCGAGAAAGCGAGACCCGAAGGUGCUGCUGCAAUUGUUGUGGCUACUACUACAGACGCUGCUGCCCAUUCAUCCAACAAAACCGAAUUAACAAUUAAUCCGAACAACAAAGCCGGAGAUACUGAUAUGGCCGAGAACUCUAUCGGCUCAGAGAGAGAACUUCCGAUAAGAACAACUCCUACAAAACAAAGAAACGAAGGUAAACUAACACCACUAACAUCAAAGGACAAUACUAAUUUAACUGAAGUGAAUGAAACAAAUAUGUUGCAAAAUAACAGUCAAUCCUCCAUUUCGGUGCGAACGGAGAGUGAUGCUGGAGAAACAACGACCCCUCUGGUGACGGUGACGGUGGAGGCGCGCGAAUCGGAAAUCGAUUCGAUACGCCUUAUGCUGCGAGAUUUUGGCCGGUUGGAUAUGUACAAACCUCUCGCCGCUGCCACGACACUCUCCCCGGUGAUGGAUGUGAAACUGAUGGAUUGA
Molecule: messenger RNA, 1464 nt
Organism: Toxorhynchites rutilus septentrionalis
Lineage: Eukaryota; Metazoa; Arthropoda; Insecta; Diptera; Culicidae
Exons: 2
Coding region: 1-1464 (487 amino acids)
Source: RefSeq, a predicted model, not a curated record